Messenger RNA from Aphidius gifuensis, 1110 nucleotides. RefSeq names its product UPF0598 protein CG30010. The coding region runs from base 381 to 1052 and encodes 223 amino acids. The record is from RefSeq and is a predicted model, not a curated record. Lineage: Eukaryota; Metazoa; Arthropoda; Insecta; Hymenoptera; Braconidae. The transcript is spliced from 4 exons.
AGAAAUAAUAAUAAUAAAAAAAUUAUACAUAAACAACAACAACAAUUUCUACAUGGGUAUAUGUGUGUGACGUAAACAAAAAAUACGUACAGAUAAGUUGGCUUACCGAAUAAAGGCAGAGAUUGUUGUAACAUAAAUUCCAGGUGAGAGAAAACUGGUCCUAAUUGCUGAUCAUCCAAAAAAGGUUGACAAACAACAUCAACAUAAAAUAUAUUUAUUUUUCAUGUUAGGGUCAAGUUUAUAUUCAUUGACUAUUUAAAUAUUUCCUUAUUUAUCAUGAAAAUAAAUUAAAUAUAAAGUCAAAUUGAAAGCAAAGUUGAUCAAUUAAUUAAUCACCUGAUGAAACAAGUUAUCAUUCAAGAAUCAAUUAUCAAUAGUCAAUGCACACACACAUCAUCAUCAAGUGUAGGAGGAUGAAUUUAUUAUUUCGUAAUUUAUCAUAUUCAAAAUGGUUUUUAACCAGAGGAAUUGCUGAUUAUGUUCAGGGACAAUCACCAGAGGCUCGUGUUCGAGAAUAUUUUUAUUAUAUAGAUCACAAUGGAAUGCUGUUUCUUGAUGAUGCGAGAAUGAAAAAUUUUACAUCUUGUUUUAAAGAAAAAAAAUUUCUUAAUUUUUUUUUUAAAAGAUUAAAGAUAAAUGAUAGUAAUAGAUAUACCAAAGAUUUUCCAUAUUUAUCACUUUGUGGAAAAGAAAGAAAUUUUAUACGUUGUGAUGAUUUACCAAUUGUUUUUACACAUGUUAUCAAUGAUUCCAAUUCUGAUAAUGAAUUAUUUAGCUAUGCCUAUGCUGAUGAUUUACUUGUGGUACCUUUUCAGCCUAGCAAAAUAUGUAUGAAUAUUAAAACUGGAAGAGUCUAUCAUCCAGCAUCAGAAAAAAUUGGAGGUAUUGGUUUAGUUAAAUCAAAAUUUGCCAUUGAAUUAAGUCCGUAUUUUGAAUUUACAAAUGGUGAAGAUAAACAUCCAACUCAUUUAACUUGGAGAGGUAAACGUUUUGUUUUAGACAGUCAAUGGUACCAUGAUAAACUUAAAUUAACUAAAAACAUAGAAGACUAAUUAAACGAAAAUUUAAUAAAAAAAAUUAAGUAAAUAAUUUUAAUGAACCUCAAUCAAG